Molecule: messenger RNA, 2395 nt
Organism: Xenopus laevis (African clawed frog)
Lineage: Eukaryota; Metazoa; Chordata; Amphibia; Anura; Pipidae
Product: uromodulin
Exons: 11
Coding region: 67-1140 (357 amino acids)
Source: RefSeq, a predicted model, not a curated record
UCCAAAAGCAUCAGAACUUACAUUAAGGGGACUUCAUUUCCUCAUCCAUAUCAGAAGACUGCGAAAAUGAAGUUCUGUCUGGAAUUCUUCCUUAUUCUGUGCAGUUUCACAACAGUUUUUACUGUCUGUCCAUCAUGCUUUUCGGAUGAGGUCUGCAACAAUAUAACCAAUAACUGUGAUUGUAAUCCUUCAAAGUACAUUGAAACAGAGCAAUAUCCACAACCAGAAAUAACAUGCAACUAUGACAUGGUUUUGCGGAUACCAAGGUGCCAGAUGGAGCGAAAUGGAUAUGACUCUUCCAGUUUGCGUCUGAUUAAUCCAAACUGCAGACUUUCUACAUACCCAGAUAAUAUAUCAUAUUUGGGUCUUUUGUGGCACAUUGGGACAGGAGAGUGUGGUAACAUUAAAACGGAGAAUUCAAGUCAUAUAACUUACUCCAAUAUUUUGUACAUAAACUCAAAAACAUCUGCAUUCAUCACAAAAAAUAACAUCACUAUAAGCUUUUCCUGCAGUAUUCCACGAAACAUGGAUAUUGGAUCUUUUCCUCUGAACGUUGUAGCAAAGAACGUUUCAUUGACUAUCCCUGGUGUUAUCGGCAAAAUCACUUUAACCAUGGAGAUUUACACUGAUUCCGCAUUUACCACCCCUGUCACCACUAGCACUCAAUUGGUGGUGGAGCAAACAGUUUAUGUCUCGUUGGUGAUGCAAACAGUGGACAUCUAUGCCCUAAAAGUGGUCAAUAUGUAUGUUUCUAAUUCGUCAAACCCCUCUGCUGAUCCAAGAUAUUAUCUGCUUCAGAAUGGCUGUCCAAACCUUAACCUUGGAGCCUUUCAGCUUGCACCAAUAUGGAAUGGACAAUUCACUCAAGCGAGAUUUCAAAUGAAAAUGGCCAAGAUUUCUGGCUCAGAUUUUAUUUAUCUAUACGCAAAUGUUGCCAUGUGUAAUAAUUCCUGUACUCAGAACUGUAAUAGCCGCUCUGCAAUUGAUCAAAGCUAUGAUUCAACAAUCGGCGUGCGCCUUGACUUCAAUUCAGCCUUCACCACCCCUGUCUAUUCAGCCUCCAGCAACCUUGGCUGUUUCUCUGUGAAAUGGGCUUUGAGUUCACUUCUUCUGCCCUUAAUACUGAUGACGAUCAUGUGACGUGUCCCAUCUCAUGGAGUUCCAGACUAUAAUAUUGUGAAAUUGGUGUUGGUGAAGAUCAGGGGGAAAAUGCUUUUCACUUCAGUGCAGCUUGCUCUGAAUCAUUUUCAGAAUACAUACUGCUACUGGUAUUACUUUUAAGUUGACUUAUGAUAAUUAUUAGCACUAUCUAUUUUUAUGCUUGUCUUACAAAUGAAAUUCAUAGAAAUUGUGACAUGAGCCUGAGACUAGAAAGUGAUUUAAUCCUUUUCCCAGUAACAGUCACAUUGUUUCAUCUAGCACAAAAUUUGUAUAGUAGAUCAGCGCCUAAGGCAACAGAGAAGAAAAAACAAAAAUAAAAAUAUAGUGCAGUGUGUUUGGAUAAUCAGACGGCACCCAGUGUCAAAAUUCACUUUAUUAAAUCUUCCAAUGUUGCUGAUAGCAGGCAUAAAAAGAUCCCUUUAUAUCCAGUUAGUUUGUCAUUUAUUAAAAAUAAUAACAAAAUAAUACACUGCAAGAAAAGUCUCCACUAAAGAUUCCAAAUUUUAUUACAAAGAUCCCCUAGGAACAUAUUUUCCAAUAGAAAGAAAAAGUGAAAAAAGGAAAGAGUUUAAAUUAUAUGUAGAGCUCUUCCAGUUGAAUAAAAUGAGGAGUCUGCCAAUGCAAGGAAAUCAUUUUUAAAAAUUUGGAUUAUCUGGAUAAAAUGUAAUCUAUGGGAUACAGGCAUUCUGUAAUUUGGAGCUUUCUGCAUAACGGGUUUCCAGAUAACGGAUCCCAUACCUGUACCAUAUAAAAAGUCUAGUAGUGGAUCCCCUACACUGGUUGACCCAGGCAAAUGCCCCUUUUGACCAUUUAUUAAAAUAGCCCUGACUGAACCCUGAAAGAGGGCGUAAAGGGUUCAAAAUAAAGGGUCUCAGUUAUUGAAGAAUGGAAACCAAUGAGUGGUUUCAUCCAUUAUUAUGUGUCUAUACCAUCCAGAAUGUCAGGUUUCCGGGCUCAGAACUACAUUUCUUAAUGAGCCCCUGGAGCCUUUAAUUUCUUAUCAAGUUUUGAAAUUGUAUACUUUUUCCAGCUCAUAAUAAAUUUCAGAUAACUUCUACAAAAUCACAUGAUGUGAUCUGAAAAUUGAAAUCUUCUGCUUGGGAUAUUAUGUUAAAAAAAGAUGAUGUAAUAAAGAUCAGGCAUGGCACCCAAGAUGUUAAAUGCUAAAAGUUUGUGAAGAUUCUCAGUUAUCCAGGUCAUGGAAUAUCCGUAGAAAUAAAUCAAAUUAAUUGUA